Messenger RNA from Xenopus laevis (African clawed frog), 7486 nucleotides. It is a transcript of the gene bcor.L, whose product is annotated as BCL6 corepressor L homeolog. The transcript is spliced from 15 exons. The record is from RefSeq and is a predicted model, not a curated record. NCBI's taxonomy places the organism in Eukaryota, Metazoa, Chordata, Amphibia, Anura, Pipidae. Bases 1414 to 6507 code for a protein of 1697 amino acids.
UGUCUGUAUAUGUGUGUGGAUUUGCGGGCUCCGUAGCGUCCGGAGCUUUGGCUUUUAAUAUAGAUAGCAACGCGAAGGGCAUCCCUAGCAAAUUACUUUUUGAUCCGAGCCGGCUCUAAUUAAAUGGCUAAUUGCUUGAGCUGUGCAGUUGUGCGCUGCUGCUUUGAUCGUAUGAAAGAAAAGCGCUUUGGCGAUAUUUAGCAAUACUUGAUUCAUUUGUGUGCUGAAGGUUGGCAUUUAAAAAUCUAGGCUCCCCCGAUACGCCCCAGAUAGCCCGUGCGAUAUCCCAUCCCCCUCCUUUUUGAAAUGAAAUGAGGCAUCCACUGCGCAGAGAUUCCCGGCUAAUCCCAACAUCGAGCUGGCGAUCUCCCAAAAGAGACGGCUUAACCCUCCCGUAGCCUGAGCGCGGCACGUACUAACCCAAUUAGCUCUGCCGGGUGUCGCGUCUUUACUGAACACAUACUGAACACAUUCAAUUACCCCUCCCGACUACUCUUAUCUCGAUUUUCUAAUUCGAGAGCCAUUGGCCACAUCGCUUUAUCUGUGCAUGAAUAAAGCUUUGCCUAUACUUCUGCCACCGAUGAACUUUUUGACACAUGACAUAAUCUUUUUAUGAGCACUUAAAUACCCUAGACAUUUAAAUGCUAUUUGUGCUACUCCCCCGCCCCAUUCUCCCUGUGCGCAGAGUUGGCUUGUUCCGCAUGGAAACCGAUCAUCCUGCGUGUAACUAGAUCUCCCCGAUCUAUAUAUUACGCUCUGCGCGACUCCGGAGUAAAAGCGAUACUUCUGUCUGUCUGCCCCCGUGUGUCAUUGCCACCUUGGCUGGCUUUUACUUCCAGGCUUUGCAGACCGCGGUGACAGUUUGCGCCCUGUUUGUGGGGUUUCCAUCCUGCGCCCCUUUACUGUUGUGUAAGCCGAAUAGAGCAUUUGGUGGGUGCAGGGUUCAUUCUAUACACUGUCCCAUUGCCCUUACGAAGGGGCUCAUUGAAAGUUUCUCUAAUCAGAAUAGCAACACCGGGAGACUUUAAUAUAUGUGCUACUUUUCAUCUAUUAUUGGCAAAUGUAAUGUUUCCGCUUGCCAUCAUUUGACUACCCAUUAAUGUAGCCUCGCCCGCCGCCCUUGUCUGUACAGAGGCAGUGCUUUCAAUGGAAAAAUUAGGACACAACGCGCAUUUAGAAACAGGGAGCGGGGUGUAAACUAAGGUCACGGCUACGGGUUCGGCAGGAUUCACCAUUGUAGGAUACUCUAUUAUCAGCACGCUGCCUGCGAGUCGCGCAGAAAUGGUCCGGCUUUAGCGCACGGAAUGAAUAGAUCGCUGGCAAAUGCUGACUGACGGUAUCGAUCUCCACGAGAGUUGCACGUCAAGGGGACAGAUUUAGAAGAAGGGGGAGGCAGCAGCAUAAGGAGAGAAAAUGCUUUCUGCAAGCCCCCUCUAUGGGAACGUGCACAGCUGGAUGAGCAGUGAGAGAGUCCGCAUGUGUGGCAUCAAUGAAGACAGGAAAGUCCUUAUUAAUGAUGGGGACAUUCAGAAAGCAAGACUUGAACUGAGGGAAGAUCAUCUUGGUCACACCUUGGUUGAUGCAGCUGCUGUACAUCGUAUUGACAGCCUAACAGCCCUUACCAUGGAUCGCACUGGACUUAUGCAGGAAGGGAUGAGAGUUCCGAGUGGUAUGGUGUAUCCUAGUUUGUGUGGUCUUGGCACAGAGAAGGUCCGUGAACCUUCCAGCGCCAUUCCUGGACUUGGAUAUGUCUCUGACAGAAAUCCCGAUCUGCAGUACAAACCUACUGCUACUGAAACUAUGGAUAAUUCUCACAUGUCUGUGAAACAGUCAAAUGGAUUUAAUCCUUUGUUCAAAACACCACCAGGACUACAAAAGGCACAUGUUCCUACCAGUGAAUCACUGGUGAUGGACAGAUCGGCAAGUGACAAGCAAAAUCUAUUAAGUGUUAAUGGUGCUAAUUACUUGAGGAUCCCGUGGAUGAAUCCAUACAUGGAGAGCACAUCACCAGCUAUGUAUCCCUUUAUUGAUUCACCAAAUAAGUAUCAAUUAAAUAUGUAUAAAGCAUUUCUACCUCAGCAGUCUGCUUACAGCAUACCACAGCAUUUGGCCUACUCACCAGUCUGUCCCAAUGGUGAACGAUUUGUCUACAUACCACCCUCGCACUACAUAGGGCCUCACAUUACAUCAGGUCUGGCACCAUCCAUGAAAAUACCUCCACCAUCAGCUACACCUGCAAUUCCUACUUCAGUACACUGUUUAGAAAAGAAUUUACCUUGGAAAAUGGGAUUAAGUCCUGGAUCCACAGUUGACUCACAUGCAUAUUCACAUCUUCCAAACAGCAAACAACAUAGGGUCACAUGUGUUAAAUCUACAACUGGGAAAAUCUCACCAGAGCCUGCUCUACGGUUGACUCCAUCUCAGAGACCAUCCUCUAGACUUCACUGUCCAGUCCAGCAAGAUAGCUUUUCAGAGUUUCAGGCUCAGUUUGUCAAAAUUCCGACACCACCUACUUCCAUUGUCCACUCAAAGCCGCUCACUAAUGUGAGCAGUGAUUUCACCCCUUUAAGGAUCCCUAACAUAAAAGUUCAUAAAAAUCAUGAACCUGAAAUUGCACAGGUGCAAGCACCACUGAAAAAGAAUAGGGACAGAAAAGAAAGCAAAUCUCCAGUCCUGGUGCAAAAACAAACAACUCAUAAAGAUGGAGGCGAAAAACCACUAGAUUUGUCUUCCAAGUUCGGUGAUGCUGAUAUUUCAAAAGUGGACUGUAUAGAGAAUGCGCCAUCUAUUUUACAUCUUGCUAGCCAUGUGAAUACUAUGGGUCUCUCUAGCAGGGAUGUUCAUAAAGAAGCCAUUUCACCUUCUACAAAUAGUAGUUGUAUAGUAAGACCAGAAAUUAUCAGCACCGCUGCAUCUUCAUGGGUGGUUCCUAGUAUUACCCAUACAGAAGAGACUAAUGGCAUAAUUAUGUCACUUAAAAACAGAACUCUGGAGAGGGUGAUGCCUCAGCAAAGGAGCUCUUCAUGCCCUCGAAUGGGAAGCGCUGAAAGUGCAGUGGGUAGUAGUCCAGGAAUUGUCCCUGCUAUGGGUCGGCCAGCUUCUGCUUCCCCUGCCCCAAAUGCUAACACAGAAGUCAAAAAUUCAGAAGACUGUAAUAAAUCUGUUAUUCAGCAGGCACCUGCACCUGUGAGUACCUCUGUUAAAAAUAACAGGGUGGUAAAAUCGUCUGUUCCAGAGUCCACCAUGAAAGUGAAUGAGACUAGUAUGCACCCUGCUGCACCUAUGUUUGUCCAUCAGAGUGAGCCUUUUUGUUCUCCUCCCUUGGCCUACCCCAGCAGUUUUAUCCCCUACCAAGUUUCUGAGACCCUUGCCCUAUCACAUUUACACUUGCAUAAUAAAGCUCCUAUGUAUCCCCACCCUGUUUUGCUUUCCAAUGGUAGUCUCUUUCCUGGGCCUAUGGCACCCAAACCAGGAAUCCCUUACAGUAUCCCAACUAACAGGGAUUACAUGACUUAUCAAGACACAUUAGGCAUGGUACAUCCAAUUUUAUUACCCCCAUCGACUAUAGAAAUGAGCAAAGAUGGACAAGAAAGAAGAUCUAGAUCUCAUGAGAGACCUAGGUAUGAAGAUUCUCCACCCAGGAAUAGGCUGUUGGAUAUAUCGGACUCAAGCUCGAAAUUCAAUUUUGAAAUACCUGCUGACAAAGCCUUGAAGUUCCAUCAUAGUUCCAGACAUGUUUCAAAACCAGAAAAGCUGAACACAAAUGCAGAAAGAGAUGCAAAAUGCAACACUAACAUAGUAAUGAAUGGUUUUGUCCCUGAGAAAUUCAAAUCAAACAAUGUGACUGUGGAGAAACCAGAACAGGGAUUGCAGAACAGAGAACCUUUAACUAGAGAAGAGAUUCAGAGAACAAAUGAAUUUCACAGAUCUUUUCAAGUUUCCAGACCUACUACACUAGAGUCACCUGUUUUUCACUACAGGCAGGAGAGCCCUUUAGGCAACCAAAAUGCAGACUGCAGUGCAGCUGAGGCAUGUGCUAGAUUUUUGGCACCACCUGAGAGCAAUGACAUUCCUGUUGGGAAUUAUAGCAGAGUGCAGGAGAAAUUGCAGCCUUUUCUUGGGUCAAAUGGGCAUUCUGAUAAUGAAAUUAUUGAGUCUCCUGGAAGAGAUGCUGUUGAUGAAUAUGAAACUAUUAAUGGAAAACUUGUGAAAACAAAGUCCUCAAAACUGUCAAAAAGGAUAGCAAACUCUGCAGGUUAUGUGGGGGAUCGGUUUAAAUGUGUGACAACGGAAUUGUAUGCAGACUCAAGUCAACUUAGCCGAGAGCAGAGAGCUUUGCAAAUUGAAGGCUUAGAAGAGGACAGUAUUUUAAGUCCACCUGCUGCUUACUGUGAGCGGGCAAUGAUGCGUUUCUCCGAGCUGGAGAUGAAGCGGCAAGAUGAACAGAUGCCAUCCAAAGAUACUGAGUCCUGCAAACAUCUUACAGAGUGGGAGGAGCUGAAACCUGCUGUUGCUAAACCUGUGGCCACCAAUGUGGAACAUUCUGGCAACAUUCAAAUGGAAGGGGCUGAAAAGAACACUCUUGUUAAUAUGGAUGAAAUUGCAAAGUAUCCUGAGAGAGACAGAGAGUACCUGAAAGGGGACUGUCACUUUGAGAGAAUGAAUCUGUAUGAAGAAGCAGUGCUCCCAACAGAUAACUUCAGUCACGGGCAUUGUCUGGGUGUAAAAAGAAAACACCCAGAGGAAAUUCAGCCAGAGGAGUUCCUGCGCAGCUUAACCACAGAGGAGGCAUUGCAAGAGGACACACAGGCUAAAAGAAAAAGGAUCGAUGACUACUGUGGAAAGGAUCUGGUAGACUGUUCCUCAAAGGUCCUUGCAGACUCCAAUUCUAAUGAAGUUACCAAUCUGAAAGUCUGUAUAGAAUUAACAGGACUCCACCCUAAAAAGCAACGACACCUGCAGCAUCUCAGGGAGCUGGGCCAGCAAUGCAGGAAGGACUCAAGUGAAAUCAGAGGGGUUUCAGAGACUGAAAAUAAACUGAAAUCAUGGGAGGAAGAGCAGUCAAUCAAGAAGAAAUCUGAAAGUAAAUGCACAAGCGGCCUGGAGAGCAUAAAAACUGACAUCCCUGAAGAAGACACCUCUGUUUCUCCACACCCGAAAGGAUUUCCAUCUGGCUGCCCAAGCAGCAAGCAACAGAAUCAGGCGCAUUUCACAAAACCCCCUCGGUUAGCUUCCAAACAACCAAAGAUCAGAGACGUCCGCAAGUCAAAUGUGCAGAAUGCAGAUGAAGAGGGGGGCCUCCAAGUCACGUCAUUGCUUGAGGAUUACACAGACUGUGAGAAGCCCUCUGGAAAACGCCAGUGCAAGACAAAGCACCUGGCACUGCAGGAGAGGAGGAGGAAAAGGUUGUCAGUCAGUGGGGAUGACAGCACGGAUGAGAAGGUUGUCUUGAGGGGGCACAAAAAACAUGUAGAAGGCAGUGCCGAUGAUUCUCCGGUCAAAACCCAAGAGCAAAUGGCACCUGCAAUACAAACGCCGUUACUACCCUUACUUCUACCGAAUACUGUUCAGGAAACUACACCAAGCCGACCCAUGCCACCAGAAGCACGCAGAUUGAUUGUUAACAAAAACGCUGGGGAAACACUUCUGCAGAGAGCAGCACGUCUUGGAUACGAGGAAGUCGUCUUGUAUUGCUUGGAAAGCAAGUCAUGUGAUGUAAACCACAGAGACAAUGCAGGCUACUGUGCUUUACACGAGGCCUGUGCAAGAGGCUGGCUGAGCAUUGUAAGACACCUUCUAGAACAUGGGGCAGAUGUCAACUGCAGUGCUCAAGAUGGAACCAGGCCAAUCCAUGAUGCAGUGGAGAAUGACCACCUAGAAAUUGUGCGAUUGUUGUUGUCUUAUGGAGCCGACCCCACACUGGCAACUUACUCAGGCAGGACAAUUGCAAAAAUGACACACAGCGAAGCAAUGGAAACUUUUCUAACAGAGUAUUUAACUGACCUGCAAGGGCGCAGCUGGGAUGACCCUGGAUUGUCAUGGGAUUUUUAUGGAAGCUCAGUCUGUGACGUAAAAGAAGAGAGUGGAUUUGACAUUUUGGCAAAUCCUCCUGGGCCAGAUGAGGAAGACGAUGGUUAUAUGGAUGCCUUUGAAUUUGAGUUCUCAGACAGCCCUCUUUUGCCUUGCUAUAACAUUCAGGUGUCCCUUUCACAGGGGCCCAGGAACUGGAUGCUGCUUUCAGAGGUGACAAAAAGACUGAAGAUGUCAUCACAGGCAUUUACUGCUGAGAAUCCUCACCUUGAGAUAGUCAGUAUUACUGAGGCAGAAUUCUACAAACAAGUGUCAUUAAGUCAACUCUUUUCUUCUCCUGAAGGCCUAGAAGGGUUCAGUCCAGACAGCAAGGAAAUGGUGGAACUUGUGGAAUUCACAAAUGAACUGCAGACUUUAUUGGGGUCUUCAAUCGAAUGGGUAGACCCUGAAAAUGAAACUAAUUACAGCAGCUGUUAAACAGCCAGACCCCCCCCCCAUGACGUGUACUAUAAUACUUAUCCAUUUAUUUGUGAAUAUGUUUCAUAAUGAGAAAAACACUAUGAUAGGUGUUUCAUUGUAAAGACAAGUGAUAUAUCCAUUAAUGGGACAUUUUUUUUCUUCUUUCAGAAACCCUAAAUCAAUUUGUAGAGACCUGAAUAGCCUAAUAAUUCGGUGCACAUUUGCUUUGGGGAAUACCAUUUUGUUUUAACCUGUAACACUUUAUUUUAUUAUUAUUGUUAUUAUUUUAAUACAUUGACAUUUUCAAAGCACUGAAUGCACGGGAGCUACUUUAUAAUUUGUACUGAAUUCAAAGUCAUGUGGAUCAAGGAGAGGCACUUCGCAACAUUUUUAUGUUUACAGAAUUACCUGCCUUGGGUAAUUAAUAUUGGAUGUAAUCCAGAUUUCUUUUGUAAUAUAGAUGGAAAUAUAAAUAUAUAUAUAUAUAUAUAUAUAUAUAUAUAUAUAUAUAUAUAUAUAUAUAUAUAUAUAUAUAUAUAUAUAUAUAUAUAUAUAUAUAUAUAUAUAUAUAUAUAUAUAAAUCCACUGAAAUGUGUUUUGAAUUUUUGUAUUUAAAAUCUUACUUUUCACACUUCAGUUAGAUGCGCUGUGUGUAUGUGUGUGUAUGAUUUCUGUUUAUAUAUCGCACAAGUCCAGGCGGCUGCAUCGCUAUACAUAUAUAAAUAUAUACAUACAUUCAGACAUAUUAUGCUCUAAUUUAAAAAUGAAAAAUGCUUUGAACUAUUUUUUCCCUUGUAACUUGUAAAAUAUUCAGAUUGUAACAUAAAGAAUUAUGGUUGGGUUAAAUUGUAUAUAUACACAAAAAAAAAAUCCUAAGAUGUGUGUGCAAUGUUUUGAGAUCUGUGUUUAAACUUUGUAAGUAAACCACCUGCCUUUGUAUUUAUAUUUUACAAGACUUUUUCUUAAAAAGGCAAUAAAACCGCUCAGUAAAUGGAAA